Molecule: messenger RNA, 450 nt
Organism: Baudoinia panamericana UAMH 10762
Lineage: Eukaryota; Fungi; Ascomycota; Dothideomycetes; Mycosphaerellales; Teratosphaeriaceae
Exons: 1
Coding region: 1-450 (149 amino acids)
Source: RefSeq, a predicted model, not a curated record
AUGAAGUCCGGAAAACGGCGCUGGAGAGUGUUCCUCCACAAUCUGAAUCACGACCGGAAGAUGUCCGAGCACCAUCAUCUACACGAGACGUCACAGAUAAGAACUUCUUUGCAAGCUGCCAGCCGUACACACAGACGACUUUGGGCAUGUGGAGUCGAAAGAGAUCGAAGCCGCCUCCUCGGCAUCCAAAAGUUAGUCCAAGGACGCCUGGCUUGCAAGUCCACUACUAGGGAUCCUGCAGUAGGCUCCGGCCCGGCCACCACCCAUGUCUGUGGCUCCAAGCGCGCUCGAGUGCCGUCGCCGUCAUGGUACGGAAAGGUCGGUGAUGGCAUUCUUCGUGACAACGAUACCUGCUUCCCAAAGUGCAGAGAUACCUCGGGUGCGCUCCAAGUGAAUGCAGCCAACAUGGAGCAACCUCGCGGUGUCGAUGUUCAGUAUGUCCUGGACUGA